AUGCACGAUGUUGUAUUCUAUGUUCACAUAGCUGAGGGGGUUCACAAAAGCUUGCUCAUUCAUAGGAUUUACGAACUUUUCAUACACCUGGGACUCUCCGACCAUAAGACCGGCGCUUUUCUCCUCCUCUUGUGUGCCUGCGCCGAAGCAGGAUUUAACUCAGCCGCCCGAAGCCUAGCAGCAUCACUUGGUGGCGCCAAACGCCUCUACGCGCUCUCUAAUUGUGCUUCCGUUUUUAUUACUCUCGUAUUCAUCGUCAUGGGUGCCCUUUUUGGAACCAUUUUCAUUCACCAAGAGCCCCCUCAGUUAGACAUACCAGUUGGUGAUUUCAGUUACCUCUAUGGCAUAACGGCAACGGCAUCAGUGGCACUUGUAUUUAUCGUUGACUUCUACUUCUGUGAGUUUAUGGUGAAGAAGGUGGGUAUUCAUUCUGUCCAGAGGAUAUCCUACCCAUGUCUAACCGCGGCUGGAUUUCUUAUCAGGCAAGUCGGUUCGGCGAAUCUCGAUGUGAGUGGCCACGUAGAUGUCAUCGUGCCCGACUCCGCGACACGCCCCCCUCAUUUCCUGUCCUCGGGUGUCAUUGUUAGCAUGCUGAUGUUUUUAUAUGCCUCUAAUUUGUUGUGCAAAUCGAACGAAGAUGCCAGAGGCAAAUUCUACAGCCGACGCUUCGUGGGCUUCUCCACCGCCGGCCUCCCACUCUACAUUCCCCAGACGACGGUGUCGGGCGGCGGCGGCGGUGGACCUGGCGAGGGCGAUGGUCCGAGUCUGGCCUACCACGUCCUCGCAACCCUGAAGCAGGUCACGUCGGACCGGGCUUCGUUUCGUAUUUUCGUCUUUCUCUGCUUGAACCUGUCUUUCACGUUCAUCGAACUGUUUUACGGUGUUUGGACUAACAGCCUCGGCCUGAUCUCGGAUGGCUUCCACAUGCUGUUCGAUUGCGCUGCCCUUGUCAUGGGCCUCUACGCGUCGGUUGUCGGUCGGUGGAAACCAACGCGUAUCUACUCUUACGGGUUCCAUCGGGCUGAGAUUCUCUCUGGCUUUGUCAAUUCCCUCGCCCUGCUGGUUGUUUCCAUGUCAAUCGCCAUUAACGCCCUCAAGCGAAUUCAUCAACCACCAGACAUAAAUACGGAUCGGCUUAUGGCGGUAUCGAUCGGUGGGCUUUUGGUUAACCUGGUGGGCAUCCUUGCCCUAGGGCACGCUCACAGCCACGGGGGCUGUAGCGGGUCCCACGGUGGUCAUGGGCACUCCCACGGUAGCCACGGCCACUCCCACGGACUCGCCUCUUCCUCCUCCUCGCACGCUCACGCGCACGACAAGUGCGUCGCUGAGACAGCGGUGCCCUGCACCAACGGCCUCUCCGACGCCCACGACGCCCUCUCUGAGGACCACGAGGAGGCCUCGGGGGACAGCAAUCUGAGGGGCGUCUACUUGCACGUUCUGGCUGACACACUAGGCAGUGUUGGGGUGAUAAUUAGCUCCUUCUUUGUGACUAACUUCGGUUGGAACAUCGCUGAUCCAAUCUGCUCCCUGUUCAUUUCCGGCGCCAUCACUUACUCUGCGUUGCCACUUGUCAAGGACACGGUUCUUGUCUUGGCGCUGCGGGCACCGUCCAAACGCCACCCCGCCCAUCCGCAGCGCAUCCUUCGGAAGGUUCUUCAACUGGAGAAUGUGCUCGAAGUGAUAAAUCCCUGCAUUUGGCAGAACACCGAGGACUCCAUCUGUUGCUCCAUGCGCCUACGCAUCGCUCCCCAGGCCACCGAACAGCUCGUGAAGGAAACCCUGAAGAACGACCAAAUAAGUCACCUGACAGUUCAGUUGGAGAAGGACGAUUUCUACCAACACAUGGAUGCACUGGAUUUGCACCUAGACUCCACUUCCUGCUAUUCGAAAGCCACCCUCUCAGAGUCACCCAAUCACCGUCAUUCCCUCGGUGCGUCGGUGACAACCCACACUAGCCAUGAUGGCGGUGGCUGGACAACAAUUAAAUUUUAA
Messenger RNA from Mesocestoides corti, 1992 nucleotides. The record is from the annotation of a GenBank genome assembly. NCBI's taxonomy places the organism in Eukaryota, Metazoa, Platyhelminthes, Cestoda, Cyclophyllidea, Mesocestoididae.